Clunio marinus is the source of this 708-nucleotide messenger RNA. Lineage: Eukaryota; Metazoa; Arthropoda; Insecta; Diptera; Chironomidae. The record is from the annotation of a GenBank genome assembly.
AUGCCUUCUGACAUUCCAACAAAAGUAGAAAUUGCCAUGAAAAUUGAUGGCUCACAGCAGCUUGAAGCAAUCAAAAGUCGUUUGAAUGAAAUAGGAAUUAAAAAUGAGAAGAUUCAAAUUGUAACUGAGAAGAACAACAAAGAGUGCCGGGUUGUUGUUGAAACAAAUUCAAAGCCUUGGAUAGAAAUUCAAGAGACAUUGCAGACAUUUGGUGAGAAACGAGUAGCACUUGUUGGUUUUAGUGAUCAGUCAGCUGUUGCAAUCCUGGAUAAAGGCGAUGAUUUGAAUAUUAAAGGAGUAAUUCGCUUUUGCUCGAUUAGUGCUAAUAAACCUGGAAUUGUCAUAGAUGGUGUUGUUGAUGGAAUUGAAUCACCAGAUGAUCAUUUCCUAAGUAUCUAUGAAUAUGGAGAUUUCUCUGAUGGAUGUCAUGGUUUGGGAAAUAUAUAUAAAGACGCCAAUUACAAACUAACAUCAAAUGAUUCUGGAAGUUCGACAAUUAGAUCAGUCGAUCAUAAUUUGAACAUUCACGAACUAAUUGGACGUUCUGUUGCAAUAUCAAAAGCAAAUGAAAAUAUAAAAUUUAAAGGAGGAAUCAUUUCACGAGCAGCUGGAAUUUUUCAAAACUGGAAAAAGUUUUGUGCUUGUGACGGAACUACACUUUGGGAUGAACGAGAUCGACAAACGGCAAUUUCUGGGAGAAAUGCAUGA